Messenger RNA from Tuber aestivum (summer truffle), 1172 nucleotides. The record is from the annotation of a GenBank genome assembly. Lineage: Eukaryota; Fungi; Ascomycota; Pezizomycetes; Pezizales; Tuberaceae.
AUGGCUCCUGUCGGAAGUACUCUUCGCCAGCUCGCUGUGCUAGGCGGUCAUCUAGCGUUCUCUUCCAGCGCGCCUGUGCCCCUGAUCCAUACCCAGGGCUACCGGCCCAAGGGUGACUUCACCGCAGUCGAUGCCAUCCUCGGCAACGAGCCCAAUGAUGACUCCAAGGCCCGUGCCAGUCAGCAGCAGUGUUCUCAACGGGACAGUCCGUCCGUCCUGGACCCGGACCAGGUCGGACGCCAUUUUGUGGUCCCGUCCGGUCUUUUCCUGAACUUGCCCGACAUAUAAGAGUCAAGGACCAUCCACCGACAGUUCCCUGCCGUCACCCACAGUCACCCACCGUCCCCUGCCGUCCCUUAAACCCCCAGCCCUUCCCCACCGUCCCCCACCGUCCCCCGCCGUCCCCCACGACCCCCGGCGGUCCUAUGUAGUCACCUGCCGUCCCCUACCAGAAGUUGCCUCAGAUCAUGGGGCUCAUCGUCCUACUCGAGUCGAAGUUCCGCCAGCACUUGGUCAUACUCAUCCUAGACGAUGCUAGCGCGCACUCGAAAGUUCUCGUUCCGCGCAACUAUCUACCUCAGCACGGCAUCUCGAUCGACGAGUUUCUCGAGCAAUUCAGCUCGCGACAGCAAUGGAGCCGGGGUCAAUUUGUUUUCGAGGAGCUUCGAGUGGAUGCGAUCAUCGGCGGGGCGGUCAUCCUUGUCCCGCAUAGCGCCGGACAGUCCUCGGACACAAUCAAUCCCGUUGCCUUGGACGAGAGUGGAUCAUCGGCGAACGUCACACUGGUGCCAGGAGCCGACGGCAAAGUGACCGUUCGUAAGUCCGCUAUCGGGUACGGCAUUGAUGGCAACGGCGCACCAUGGCUGCGACGGCAGUCGCUGUUCUUGUGGGCGAGUCAGGCUGUGAAGAAGACGGGCAUGUUCAUGGUGCCUGAUGAAGUCAUCGACAACAACGGCGACGUCACCCUUGUGCUGCCAUACAUCCCGAGCCACUCGUUUGGAGAGCUGGUGUUUGCCAAUGUGGGCGCCGAGUCCAUGGUGACGGCCAUGGUGGACAUGCUUGCCCGAAUGGCCACCUCCGUCUGGACCGAGGGUCAGGAAGUCAUGCAGCCCAUACUUCAUCAAGAAGGCGCACUUUGCUCGGAUGAGGAGGCGUCUCAACAUCGCCCGUGA